AUGAAGAUCUCUGCCGCCCUUGCAUCUAUCCUCGCCCUCCAGGCUGCCGCCCUUCCUGGAAAGCUCCUCCGCCGUGGUAUCAGUGAUGCGGCAGUAGAGCUGAUCGGGAGCCUUGAGGGUUUCCGCCCUGACUUUUACUAUAUCAACGGACACAAAACCGUCGGUUACGGCCAUGACUGUGUUGCCAAACAGGACUGCGACUCGAUCGAUACGCCCUUGACCAAGGAAGAGGGAGCCGCCCUUCUGAAGAAGGACCUCGCCGGCUACGAGAACUGCGUCUGUGAAAUGGACAAUGCAAAGUAUCUUAACGCCAACCAGUACGGGGCCCUUGUGAGCUUCGCUUACAAUUCGGGAUGUGGUGGCGUGCAGAGUUGGUGGCAUGGGGCGAUGGAGCAGAAGAACUUCAAGGGCAUCUGCAGCGCGCUUCCCAACACGAACACGCUGGGUGGAGAGUUGUCUAGCCGCAGAGCAAAGGAGGGAGCCUUCUGCGCAAAGCCCACUAACCAGACGUCGGGAUGUUGA
Molecule: messenger RNA, 522 nt
Organism: Aspergillus terreus NIH2624
Lineage: Eukaryota; Fungi; Ascomycota; Eurotiomycetes; Eurotiales; Aspergillaceae
Product: lysozyme
Exons: 2
Coding region: 1-522 (173 amino acids)
Biological process (GO): peptidoglycan catabolic process; cell wall macromolecule catabolic process
Molecular function (GO): lysozyme activity
Source: RefSeq, a predicted model, not a curated record